AUGUUCUACCUACCUAUACGUCUAGUCACAUCUCUGCAAUCGUCUCUUUCAACCUGCAGCGGAUCCACCCAACAGCUAGAUUGGCUAGACAAGCGAUUGAUAAGAUUAUACAAUCAAUACCCAAUGCAAUCCCUUAGGCACAAAGGUACUGUUGCUGCCACAUUGUUGGAGAAAACGCUUGCUUCGCAUACCAUGAGCGAAACAAAAUUUGGAGAUUCCCACUUCCACCCGGAUUCAAGAACCACAAGAACUAUAGCAGGGUCUCCACUGAACAAGAACUGCAAGCCUGAUAGUUACAACUUAGACAGAAUUUAUCGUAUUCCAUGUCAUAUGCACCGUCUGCACAAGUACACUUCCAUUUUAGUUAAGAUUCCAUUUGAAGCUCUAUACUUUAUGGUAUUCUUCUUCCUAUUCCAGCUUAAUUUUUUUCAUUGCGGUUUAGAGGAGAAACAAAAAGAUAUAAGAAACGAAGCCAAAGGUGGGAGAAGAAAUACAGAGAGAGAAAAUCUUGCAAAUAUCGUUUGA
Messenger RNA from Talaromyces proteolyticus, 525 nucleotides. RefSeq lists its product as uncharacterized. The coding region runs from base 1 to 525 and encodes 174 amino acids. The record is from RefSeq and is a predicted model, not a curated record. The transcript has 3 exons. NCBI's taxonomy places the organism in Eukaryota, Fungi, Ascomycota, Eurotiomycetes, Eurotiales, Trichocomaceae.